CGGUGGGUCCGUGGGAGCCGCUUUUUGGCGAAGCUCCGCUGGCGUCCGAAGCGAAAUGAUUCGGAUUUGCCACCACCGCCACCUCCACCGCCUUCGUCGUCAUCUUCUUCGUCGUCGUCCUCUUCCUCCUCCUCCCCCUCCCCCUCCCCCUCCUCUUCUCAUUUGAUCCCUUGUUUCCGAAACCCUAACCCUAGGGCCCAAGAAUCCCCCCAGGUUACAUGUAAUAAAGCAUUCAUAUGCUUUAUUAUUUGGCCUCUUUUGUUGUAAAGGUACAUGCAUUAUAAAGGCAAGGCACAGACCUGAAGAGUAUGAUGCGUCGCUGGCUUUGCUGCAAUUGUCAGGUGGAUGAGCUUUGUCAUGAACAUGAGAAUGAAUAUCUUAAGAGCCCAUCCAAUAACAUAGAUGGAAACCUGAAAGGUCCAAAGACUUCUGCUGGUGUCAAAAGCAAACAGCAAACGGCACCUCCUCCCAUUGAAGUCCCUGCGUUGUCAUUGGAAGAACUGAAAGAGAAAACGGACAAUUUUGGGUCAAAAGCUUUGAUUGGUGAAGGAUCAUAUGGUAGAGUGUACUACGCGGUUUUAGAUAAUGGGAAGCAUGUGGCAGUUAAAAAACUUGAUGUUACAUCUGAGCCUGAGUCGAACACUGAAAUUUUGACCCAGGUCUCAAUUGUAUCAAGAUUGAAGCAUGAAAAUUUAGUUGAAAUGCUCGGUUAUUGUGUUGAAGGAAAUCUCCGUAUAUUGGCAUUUGAAUUUGCAACCAUGGGUUCUCUACAUGAUAUUUUACAUGGAAGAAAAGGGGUCCAAGGUGCACAACCUGGUCCUGUGCUUGACUGGAUACAGCGUGUGAGAAUAGCUAUCGAUGCAGCAAAAGGGUUAGAGUAUCUCCAUGAGAAGGUUCAGCCGUCCAUAAUACAUCGGGAUAUCAGAUCGAGCAAUGUUCUUUUAUUUGAGGAUUUCAAGGCAAAAAUCGCCGACUUCAAUCUCUCAAACCAGGCUCCUGACAUGGCUGCUCGCCUUCAUUCCACCCGUGUCCUGGGAACCUUCGGUUAUCAUGCACCUGAGUAUGCCAUGACUGGGCAGCUGACUCAGAAAAGUGAUGUGUAUAGUUUUGGAGUCGUUCUUUUAGAACUUCUGACGGGAAGGAAGCCGGUAGAUCAUACUAUGCCUAGAGGUCAGCAGAGUCUUGUUACUUGGGCAACUCCAAGGUUGAGUGAGGACAAGGUCAAACAAUGUGUAGAUCCAAGGUUGAAGGGGGAGUACCCUCCAAAAGGAGUUGCUAAGCUCGCUGCUGUAGCGGCCCUUUGUGUGCAAUAUGAAGCUGAGUUUAGGCCCAACAUGAGCAUUGUAGUGAAGGCACUCUCUCCCCUUCUUGUAAAUAAGCAAGCCCCGCCACCCGCUGCUCCAUCUGUUCCUGCUCCUGAUGCUUGAAAUUUCGUAUUCAGCGUAUAGAGAACAAAAACUAAAUCAUUUCGUUGUUUGCUCUUCAUCUUCUCCGAGUUCCAUCAGUAUUGUCGGUCCACAUUCCGAAUCCUCUGUCUGUGUGUGUGUGUGUGUGUCUUGCUAAUCUGCGUUGUUGUUCAAUGAUUUUGUCUCCUUUUUGUGCUUUUCAGGGUUUGCCUUUUCCUUCUUUUCUUCUUUUUCUUUUUCUAUUUCUUUUUCUCUUUUUCCUGUCAUUGAGAUUCUUGUGAAUGAGGUUUUUUGUGCUUUUAGAAAUUUCAUCGGCUUUUGUGUGGGAUCAUAUCCAGUGUUUCUGAAGUCUUGUAUAUGUGACUCAAGAAGUCUUUUAAUGGACUUACUGUUUUCAUAUCAUAA
Molecule: messenger RNA, 1811 nt
Organism: Ananas comosus (pineapple)
Lineage: Eukaryota; Viridiplantae; Streptophyta; Magnoliopsida; Poales; Bromeliaceae
Product: PTI1-like tyrosine-protein kinase 3
Exons: 8
Coding region: 309-1427 (372 amino acids)
Biological process (GO): protein phosphorylation
Molecular function (GO): ATP binding; protein tyrosine kinase activity
Source: RefSeq, a predicted model, not a curated record